This is a messenger RNA of Daucus carota subsp. sativus, 2640 nucleotides long. Its product is annotated as probable 2' cyclic ADP-D-ribose synthase BdTIR. The record is from RefSeq and is a predicted model, not a curated record. NCBI's taxonomy places the organism in Eukaryota, Viridiplantae, Streptophyta, Magnoliopsida, Apiales, Apiaceae. Gene Ontology annotation, biological process: signal transduction. The transcript has 2 exons. The coding region runs from base 1916 to 2485 and encodes 189 amino acids.
GACCUCAGGAGGGGAAACUGAUAUCCCGAUGCGGCUGAGGAAAUCUCGAAAGGGAUGAAAAGGAGGAGACGCGCCCUCGUCUGCCAGCUGAAAAGAAAAAAGUGAAGAAGGUGUGAGGGCGCGCCCAUGGAGAAGAAUAUGAGGGGAUAAAAGAGAAAAGAGAUAAGUGAAGAUGGGAGGUUCAAAAGAAUAGAAGGACGCGACCUAGUCGGGCAGGGCGCGCCCUCUAUGCAUUAUGACUAGCGGAUGAGAGAGUGGUGGUCUAGUGUGGCUUUCACUAUAGUUCGUAAGCGCGCCCUCGAAGGAGGCCGCGCCCUUGGGCACUUAAGCCAUUAUUCGACAAACAGAAUACACUAUAUUAUUAAUUGCAAUUUUAGAUCAAACGCGAAGCAAGUUAAUAUACAGAUAUACAUAUACAUAUAUGUUGACAGCAAGAACAUGAAGAACAGCGGGAAGACGAAAGGACAUGGUGCUAGAUCUAGUAAAAUUCAUGGUGGGAUCUUGCAAAAGAAUAACGAAAAUGUACCUUAGGAGUUGGGGAGUCGAUUUGUUGGACCGAAAUCGCCGGAAAAUUGCCGGAAGAUGGAGUUCUGGUGCCGGAAAUUUGAAAUCGCCGCCUGAGAGAGAGAGUGUAUGGAAAUGAUGAAAUGGAGACGAAGAAGGAGUAUUUAUAGUAGGAGGUUGGAUGUGACAGCUGUCCUCUUGUAACGGUUGUGGCUUUUCAAAUUCAGAAGGGGGAGGUCGCGCCGGUCACGAAAGGCGCGCCCUCUGUUAAGGAUGAGGGAUGCUCUGUGAAGAUUUCCUAGACAUUUGCAAUAUCUACCAAAUCUGGGGAGUACUUGUUGUAGCCGUUUUUAGGCUGUGGGGGAGUAGAGGAGGGCGCGCCCUCCACGGCAUGAUCCCGGGAGGCGCGGCCUCCUGUCUUAAGUGUAGGUGUCGCGUGUCUGAAGUACAGGAAGAAAUAAGUAGUGAAGACCCAAGGCGCGCCCUCCGUGGUCGCGCCCACAGGUGAUGAAUAUGUGUGAGGUUGAGUGAGUCUCGACGACGACCCUUCCGAGGGAUACGAAGACCUACCCUUCCGAGGGAUAUGAAGACUAGUGCCAGAGCUCAUCUGGUAGUUAUCAGGCUCAUCUGGUAGUUCCCGGGUUACGUCCGGGCAUGAUCUAUAAUCCCCAGUCCUGCUAUCUGCCGGGUUGUCCUCGUGCGGGGGCCUGGGGUGAUCAUGGUUGUAGAAGGCCCUCAGGGGUAACACGAAGGCCGAUCAUAUGUCCGGGUCCUGUAUUCUGGUGAGUUAGUCCUCAUUGGGGGACUGGGAUGAUCGUGUAACUUGGCUCCUCGAUUGUCUUAUCUCUUAGUGAGAACCUUCACUAGGGGGUAAGGACGCGUCCCUACGCCUCAUGGAAGUGGUCACGACUCUGUCCGAUGUCUCCUCCAUGUUACGAAGAGUAGCGGUUAGUGUCAUCUCUCGUAGUGGAGGUGAUGCCGUAUCCGUGAUGUACUUGGAUUAGGAUUCUAAGGUAGUUGUCUCAAGGCUUACUUCUAACUGGAGUAGAACUCUAAGUGAUAAGUCUCCGACCCAUGGUUGGUCUUAUCCCCAAGAGGCCUAGUCCUGAUCAAACUAGGAGUCUUGGUUCUAUAGAACUACGUACGGCUUGAUCCCCUAUAUAAAGGGGUACGUAGGCACAUCAAGGGGAUAUAUCGAGAGUUGUGAGAACGAGAGCAGAAAUAUAUUCCCUUGAUCUCAGCCACCCUCAAACACCUAAAACCACCGUCCACGGCGGAUCUCCGUCAUAUAAUCACCGUAAAACACCUAAGUCCGUCAACGAACCUCACGUUUGUUGAUUCACCAAAUUCCUCUAUCAACAGAAACAAAACACAACUUAUCUUUAACUGCCAAACCUAGGUUUUUUAAGCCAUGCAACAUUAUUCAUCAUCAACUUGUAAGAACAUUUGUAACCGAAUUCUCCACCACCGUAACCAACUCCGGCCGACCAUAGGUGGACCAUCAUCGCCGUGUGACAUCUUCAUCAGCCACCGCGGCAUCGACACGAAAGAUAAUGUGGCCGGAUUGUUGUACGAUCAUCUCUCAAGGCUAGGGUUUCGGCCUUUCUUGGAUAGCAAGAAUAUGAAGCCGGGUGAUAAACUGUUUGAUAAAAUUGACACUGCUGUACGACAGUGUAAGCUUGGGAUAUCUGUUUUAUCGCCGCGGUACUGCGAUUCGUAUUUUUGCUUGCAUGAAUUGUCACUGAUUAUGGAGUCGAACAAAAAAUUUAUUCCGAUUUUUGUUGACGUAAAGCCCUCGGAGCUUCGUGUCAGGGAUAACGGGUGUUGCACCGCCGAAAAUCUGAAAAGGUUUUCUUGGGCUCUUCAGGAGGCCAAGUACACUGUUGGCUUAACUUUCAAUACAUCUAAAGGUAACUGGUCCGAGUUUCUGAUGGAUGCGUCUGACGCGGUGAUGAAGAAUUUGCUGGAAGUAAAAGAUUGAUAUAGCUGGUGAAUUGCAAUACUUUAUUUAAUGACUUGCAAAAAUUGCAAGGGGAUCUACAAAUUUACUGAUUCUUUUAACUUAUAAAUUCUCUAAAUGUUUGUUCAUUCAUUUUCUUAUCAUCACUUGUAUUUAUCUUUCUUCGGUAACCUAAU